Tauraco erythrolophus (red-crested turaco) is the source of this 735-nucleotide messenger RNA. NCBI's taxonomy places the organism in Eukaryota, Metazoa, Chordata, Aves, Musophagiformes, Musophagidae. The record is from RefSeq and is a predicted model, not a curated record.
ACUAAAAGAUCAAAACUACAUGAACAGUUGCUGAAGUCUGAUCUUACCUGGAAGAAGAUAAUAAAGUUUGUCGAUGACAAUUUGGACAAAAAAGAACACCAGACUGUAAAUAGUGACUUAAAAACUAUACUACAAGCUGCAAAACAAAUAGUUGGAGCUGAAAAUGGACAAGAAGCAAUUGAAAGUGGAGCUGUUUUUCUUUUUAAGACGUUUCACAGGAAAGAAUGUGUUGGCCAUGAUGAGACAAAAGCGAUCAAGCAGAUGUUUGGGCCAUUUCCGUCAUCAUCUGCUACUGCAGCUUGUAAUGCCACAUAUCGGAUUGCUUCUCACUUCACUGAAGAACAGCUUACAGCCCUCAUACAGAUGGCUGAAGAGAAAAAUGGUGAUAACAGAGUGUUCUUCGGUAAAAAUAUAGUGUUUUCAUUUGACAUGCAUGGCUUGGAUCACUCUGAGGAGCUGCCUGUGAAUGGUGAGGCCGAUGCACAGAAAAUUAUAAGCUUAGAUUAUAACAAAUUUCUGAAUAACCAGCUGAAUCACUUACAGAAUUACUGUGAUGAGAAAUCUGAUCUCAAGUGUUCGGAAAAAAUAGACGAUUCUUUUUUAUGGUGUGAAGUUGGAAAGUAUCUGAAUGAAUCCCAAGGGGGUACCCCGGGAGGGCCAACAACAGAAGACCUCUGCUGUACUUUGUACGAGAUGCUUGCUUCUACCAAAAGUGGCGAUGAACUUCAAAAUGAG